AUGUCAGGGUCCGACAAAGUAAACCCGAAAUUUGUCAAGGAAACGCGAGUAAUGCAAGUGAGGCCAAAGGAUUCCCCGACAAGUUCCGAUAGUGGGAGCAGUGACGCGUCAGCUACUGUCACUAUUGCUGGUCCAACAACGGCCGCUGUUGGGGAAAAGCCAAAUGAGAAAGAUGAUUCACCCUGUCAAUCAAAAAAGAAGAAGAAGAGAGCAAGCCUUGAAGGAAAGGAGGCAGAAAGUACCAUUCUCAAUCUCAUGGAGGCACAACAAGCAGCCAUGGAGAAAGCAGACGAGAAAGACGAACGGAUGUUCAAGGCUUUGUUAAAAUCCCAAAGCGACUCUCAACAAAGACACCAGGAAUUUACUCUUUCUGUCGUGGGCAAAGUGGGCGAGAUUUUCUCUUCGAAAAAAUAA
This is a messenger RNA of Porites lobata, 414 nucleotides long. NCBI's taxonomy places the organism in Eukaryota, Metazoa, Cnidaria, Anthozoa, Scleractinia, Poritidae. The record is from the annotation of a GenBank genome assembly.